Messenger RNA from Capronia epimyces CBS 606.96, 852 nucleotides. RefSeq lists its product as uncharacterized. The transcript is spliced from 2 exons. NCBI's taxonomy places the organism in Eukaryota, Fungi, Ascomycota, Eurotiomycetes, Chaetothyriales, Herpotrichiellaceae. Bases 1 to 852 code for a protein of 283 amino acids. Gene Ontology annotation, molecular function: actin filament binding. The record is from RefSeq and is a predicted model, not a curated record. Gene Ontology annotation, cellular component: actin cortical patch; F-actin capping protein complex. Gene Ontology annotation, biological process: barbed-end actin filament capping; actin cytoskeleton organization.
AUGGGUUCGACAGUGGACAUCGCGUCGGCAUUCGUUCAGGGUGCACCGCCGGGGGAGUUGCAAGAAGUUGUCAAAGACAUCCGGGGGCUUACGGCCGACGACGACCCGGCGCUGAUUGCGAAACUGAAGCCCGCCUUCGAGCGAUACAAUGAAGAGCAGCUGACCUCGGUGAAACUACCGGGAUCGAAUGAUUAUGUCCUGAUAUCCAAAUACAACAAGCUUCCUUCCUCGUCCUCUUCGAGUCGCUACUACGACACCCAGUCCUCCACAUCUUUCGAGUUCGACCACACCACGAGCAAAGCCAGCGCGACCCAGUCGUACACGCACGAAACCCAACACACGGCGCUGAUCCAGUCCAUACUGAAAUCCCUCGCGGGCCAUUUCGCAGACCACUACCCUCCCACCACGGCGGCGGCUUACACAGUCUGUGCGACGCCAGACGACGACAAGCACAUCGCGGUGCUGGUGUCGACCACCAAAGCCUCGCCGAAAAACUUCCUCAGUGGACGCUGGCGGAGUGUGUUUCUAUACGACCCGUCAGCGGGCACUCUGAGCGGCGAAACCAAGAUUGACGUACACUACUACGAGGACGGGAAUGUGGCGCUGACGACGGGCAAGAAAUUCGACGCCGUGUCCGUGGGCGGUGCGGCCGAUGGCGCGGCAAUAGUGCGCAAGAUUGCCGUGAUUGAGAACCAGUAUCAGGAAGAAGUCAACCGGACCAUUGUGGGCAUGAAUGAGACCAGCUUCAGACACCUGCGCAGGCAGUUGCCCGUCACGAGACAAAAGGUCGAGUGGGAGAAGGUGAAAGGAUACUCGCUGGGAAGUGAUCUCAAGGGAGAGGCCAAGAGAUGA